AUGAACAGCCCCACCGAAUCCUCGGCGUACGACACUACAAACGACAGCAAAGCAAACAGCGACGACGACGACGAAGACGAUGAAGCAGAAGGGGAAGAAGAUGGCUCAAGAAACGCAACCGCUUCCUGGGCUCUCCCACCAAUGACCCUCUACUCCCCAGCCUUGUCCCGCGACCGCUUCAUCUCCCCCUUAAUUUCUCCCGCAGUCUUCAGCAACGCAGAUUCCUCUCCCGCAUCAACUCCUCGCCUCAAUGGAAUUUCACCGCUUCCCUCACCAUUCUUGCAAAGCAACAAUAGCAGAACUUCGCCUUUACCUUCCCCAUAUCUCCCAGCCAAAAAGCAGAAUCUCGCGAGCGCCGAAUUGCUCGCGCCGACUACAUAUAUGCCUCCACCACCAAAGGGAGCAAAGGAACCUUCUUCUACAGUCCAUUAUCCCAGCUGGUCGGAAAUCUCGGGAUUCGAUUUUGUGAAACGGGAGAAGAAAGCCGCAACGGCAACGGCAAUGGCAACGGCGGAGGAAGGUGAUGGCGAGGAUGGUGAGGGUGAUGAUGGGCAAGGGGAUGAGGAAGGGGAAGGGCAAGGCGACGAUGGAUGGAAACCUGUACCAGACAGUGCGGCGGGACGAUAYGAGUUGGCGACUUGA
Molecule: messenger RNA, 642 nt
Organism: Ramularia collo-cygni
Lineage: Eukaryota; Fungi; Ascomycota; Dothideomycetes; Mycosphaerellales; Mycosphaerellaceae
Exons: 1
Coding region: 1-642 (213 amino acids)
Source: RefSeq, a predicted model, not a curated record